AUGGCAGUUCCAAAUGGUUUUAAUUUAGAACUCAUUCAGGUGCUUUUCAGACAUGGAGCAAGAUCUUGUUCCAAAACCGAAGCUACAAGAAUGAGUGCUGAACACAUUGACCAGUCAUUUCAGGAAGCCGUUGGCGACGCACAAUUAACAAAUUACGGGAAGUCGCAGGCUUACGGCCUCGGCUGCGCCCUGAGGGAUCGAUACGCCGGCUUCCUGGGCGCGGGAUACCGGCCCGAGGACGUUUACGCUCGCAGUUCCGACUACGACCGUACGAAGAUGUCGCUGCAGCUCGUCCUCGCGGGUCUCUACCCACCUAUCGGCCAUCAGAUCUGGAACUCCGAACUCAAUUGGAUGCCCAUUCCCUACGACUACAAGCCUAUUAUGGAGGACAUACUUUUGGUGCCAUUUUUCAACAAGAGAUAUCAGCAGCAUUUAUCCGAAGCAUUUAAUUCAGCAACUGUCCAAGAAAAGUUGAAAAAAAUACAAGAAUUGAGUAAUCUUUUAUUCGAAAGUGGAAUUAUUACAGAAAAGAAAUCCAUCUCUCUUAUAAAUGCAUUAGUAAUAUUUAAUGUUUCAUACAUAUACAAAGCACAGAAUGCAACGCUUCCACGUUGGUGUUCGCAGAAUAUAUACGAUGUUUUAAAAGGUGUUUAUUCAGAUUAUUUAGAUAUAAUGUCAAUGACAUUAGAAGAGAAGAAAUCAAGCGGAGGAAUACUAAUAAAAGAAUUUUUAGAAAAUUUUGAUGCUGAUGAUCAGAAGACAAAUAAGAAGAAAAUGUAUUUAUAUUCUGGUCAUGAUUUUACUCUCGCUUCAUUUAUAAAUGCUCAUACUCUUCAAUAUUCAGAGUAUCCAAAAUUUUCAAGUGCUGUGAUUCUAGAAAAAUUAAGGGAUACUCAGAACAAAUUGUAUGUUAGGAUUCUUAUUUACAAUGGAAAAGAAUUUACAACUUUAAAAUUAUGGAAUCACGGGGAUUUAUGUACUAUCAAUGAAUAUCUUAAAGCUGUAAAGAAUGUUAUCCCCACGGACGAUGAUAUAGAUUCUAUGAUAAAUGCAGGAACUGCAGAUUUUCUAAAUGUUCUACUGAAUAAAUAAUAAAUAAAGUUGAAU
Molecule: messenger RNA, 1107 nt
Organism: Ceratosolen solmsi marchali
Lineage: Eukaryota; Metazoa; Arthropoda; Insecta; Hymenoptera; Agaonidae
Product: venom acid phosphatase Acph-1-like
Exons: 6
Coding region: 1-1092 (363 amino acids)
Biological process (GO): dephosphorylation
Molecular function (GO): phosphatase activity
Source: RefSeq, a predicted model, not a curated record